Messenger RNA from Brassica rapa (field mustard), 2824 nucleotides. RefSeq lists its product as uncharacterized. The record is from RefSeq and is a predicted model, not a curated record. Lineage: Eukaryota; Viridiplantae; Streptophyta; Magnoliopsida; Brassicales; Brassicaceae.
AAACCGAACCGAAGUAAAUAUGGAUUUAGAAUGGUAGUUAUAUUUUACUAACCGAUAUACCGAAAACCAAAAAAAACUGAACCUAAACCGAACCGAUAUCUGGAUUGAACACCCCUAUUUUCAGGUAUGCUUCGUUAUGUUUCACUUUCGGUAACUUCAUUUUCAAUGUAGACGCCAAUUUCCUUAUACCAUCGACCUGCGAUCCCCAACUUCUUCUUGUUAAACUCCACUUUUUCCCCACAAAGGUUUACAAUCUUCAAGACUUUCAAACGGGAGCUUGAACCGCAUUUUCCCAAUAACGAUUCUUCUCUCAAUCAGCUUUGACGUCAAAGAUGUGAAGACACAUCUGGAAUCUACUUCAAAAACAACUAGCACUCCAUCGGCAAACUCCAGGUUGUGCUCUGUCUUUUUGAAAACUCCAGAAUGGUGACAACUGACUUUCACCGAUGGUGAAUCCUCUUUACUGAAAAAAGUUCCAAAAAAAACAAUUUAAAAUCAAAAAUAUAACCCGACAUCUCGACAUAAGCCGUACCACUUGAUAAUAAACAAUCAAACAAACAACUACGAUCCAUAAACAAUGCCCGACAACGACUAGUUAUCAACCACAUACCUCUUUUUAUCGCGAUUUUGGACCUUGAAGCACACUCAUCACUUCGUUUCGAUCAAUAACCAUAAACAUAUUCGACAACUUCCUUCGUCUCUCGCGAUAUCGAAUGAACCCUAGCUUUUGGGAGUUUCUCCCUUUGUCGCGAUAACGAGGAGAAGAAAACAGAAAUUGGGUUUGUGUUUGGCUGGGCAUAAACUGGGUUGGGUCGGGUUUUGUUUUUAAUUUGGGUCAGACUCAGGUUUUAAUUUAACCAAACGGCUAAUCACACGGCGUUAGGGUCUCCGACGUACACGUGGCGCUUUCCGACUGAUUAAACUAAGCUUAUGAUGUUAGGUACAUAACUACAUAAACUUCAGGGAUGUUAGCAUGCAAACCAUAAACUUCGUGUAGCUGAGUGUGCAUUUCUUUACUUUGCAUAGCCGAUACUUCAGGUAACUGUCAAUCAUUUUUCCAAUAAUAAAUUUAUCUUUCCAGUAACGCUCACCAUAAAAAGCUGCUUAAGUUUCUAACUUUCAGUUUAUUCAUCAGCACAAACUCAAAUAAAGAUCUUCUGCAUCAUCAACACUAAAUGUCAAGAAACACAAAAAAAAAAUGAAUAAAUAAGAAAACAUAAAUCUUUCUCUACGAUGGGAAAACUCAUCAGAGUCACAGCAUCUCCUCCUCUCUGUGUCCGAUCAAAGCUCCUCUGUUUCUCACUUGUCUACUUACUCACCACACUUUCCCUGUUUCUCUACGUCUCUCUCUCAAGAAACCAAUGCAUCUUUCGAUAUUCACCGUUCGAUCCGAUCCAAACAAAAAUGUUCGCGUGUCCUUCUUCUUACGGUGAACACAAAUACGCUCUUCCUACUCAUAGAUCUUCUUGCUCUUCCCCUGUUUUCUUCUCAGUGUUGGAUGAGAUACAUAGUAUCUGCAGAGAGUCAUCAUCAUCUGAAACUUUGAGAUACAUUCACGGCAAAAGCGAAACUUUCGGUGGAAACUUCAGUACCCAGAAGAGAUUUUCUUACUUUAAUCAUUCGAACAACGACGUCGAAGUUCCAUGUGGUUUCUUCAGAGAUUUCCCGAUCAGCAACUCCGAUAGAGCUGAGAUGGAUAAAUGUGAACUAGUAGUUGCAUCAGCCAUUUUCAACGACCAUGAUAAAAUCAGACAACCAGUGGGACUUGGAGUUAAAACCCUAGAAACCGUUUGUUUCUACAUGUUCAUCGACAACAAAACCCAAAACUCUCUCUUCCACCACAAUGUCAUCUCUAAAAACAAUCCGAAAGACUACAGAAUUGGCGCGUGGAGAAUCAUCAAAAUCUCAGAGUCAGAUAAUCUAUACCCUAAUCCGGCUAUGAACGGGGUUAUACCAAAGUAUCUAAUACACAGAUUGUUUCCAAACUCAAAGUUCAGUAUAUGGAUCGACGCAAAGAUCCAGCUCAUGAUUGAUCCGCUACUUCUGAUUCAUUCCAUGUUGGUGAUUCCUGAGGUCGAUAUUGCGAUAUCUAAGCACCCCUUCUUUGUAAAUACAAUAGAGGAGGCUAUGGCUACUGCACGGUGGAAGAAAUGGGGAGAUGUUGAUGGGCUAAGGAUGCAAAUGGAGACUUAUUGUGAGCAUGGUUUAAAGCCUUGGAGUUCUCAUAAGCUGCCGUAUCCCACAGAUGUACCAGACAGUGCGAUGAUACUGAGAAAACAUGGAAGACGAAGCAACCUAUUCUCGUGCUUCAUGUUCAACGAACUAGAAGCGUUUAACCCGAGAGACCAGUUGGCAUUUGCGUUUGUGAGGGAUCACAUAAACCCUAUGGUGAAAAUGAACAUGUUUGAGGUCGAAGUUUUUGAGCAAGUAGUUGUUGAAUACAGACACAAUCUCAAGAAGAUUGAGACAUCUUCGUACGAGGAAAAAGAAGAAGAGCAGAAACAAGAAUCAAUGAGAACAAUACGGAACAGAAGAAGAUGGCUAGAUCAUGAAUCUUGGUCUCUCAAUAGUAGUAGUUGUGAGAGUUAUCUCAUGGAGAUGUGGGGUGAUCACCUUUGAUUUUUUUUCUCUUCAUGGAUUUUUUAACUUGUUAACAUUAUUUCCACUACAGGUUUUCAAAAUUAUACUAUAAAUAUACAAGACUUUUGAAUUAGGUUCACCAACCAAUAGGAUGUAUUAUUUCAUAUUUGAUAUCUUUUAAAAAAAGAAACAAAAUAUUGUCAAGUUAUAUUAUGUUUUUAAAAUAAAAAAAUAAAUAAAAAUA